GCGGGACCGAUGGCGGCGCGGGGCUGGCGGUGGGCGGCGGGCGCGGCGGCGCGGCCCGGCCGGGGCGGCCCGGGACGGGCUCCGGGAUCGGAACCGGCCCCGGGAUCGGAACCGGCCCCGGGGUCGCUACCGGCCCCGGGAUCGGAACCGGCCCCGGGAUCGCUGCCGGCCCCGGGAUCGGUACCGGCCGCCCCCGCCACAGCCGCGCUUUACGUGCACUGGCCCUACUGCCGUAAGCGCUGCUCCUACUGCAGCUUCAACAAGUACGUGGUGCCGGCGGUGGACGAGGCGGCUGUGAGCGCCUGCCUGGUGCGAGAGGCUCGCACCCUGCUCCGCCUCAGCCAAGUGCAGAGUGUCACCUCUGUCUUCUUCGGCGGGGGCACCCCCAGCCUGGCCAGCCCCCGCACCGUGGCGGCGGUGCUGGAGGCGGUGGCGGGGGCCGCCCACCUCCCCGCGGCUGCCGAGGUGACGCUGGAGGCCAACCCCAGCUCCACCAGCACAUCACACCUGGCUGGCUUCAGGGCGGCCGGCGUCAACCGCCUCUCCAUUGGCGUCCAGUCGCUGGACGAUGCUGAGCUGCAGCUGCUGGGCCGGGAGCACAGCGCGGCGGAGGCACGGGGGGCUGUGGAGGCAGCACGGCAGAUCUUCCCUGGCAGGACUUCCAUCGACCUCCUCUUUGGGCUGCCAGGACAGAGUCUGGAUACCUGGGCCCGGGGGCUGGAGGCAGUGCUGGGGUUCUGUGACGACCACCUCUCCCUGUACCAGCUGACGCUGGAGCGGGGCACGGCCCUGGCAGCUCAGGUCUCAGGGGGGGCCCUGCCUGCACCCCCCCAGGACCUGCUGGCUGACAUGUACCAGACUGCCCGUGCCAUGCUGGUGGCCGCUGGCUUCCGGCACUACGAGGUCUCCAAUUUUGCAAGAAAGGACUCCCUCAGCACCCACAACCUCUCGUAUUGGCGGGGUGAGCAAUACAUUGGCGUGGGGCCAGGGGCACACGGGCGGUUUGUGCCACAGGGCGAGGGCGGACGCAGCCGGGAGGCUCGGGUCCAGACGCUGGAGCCAGAUGCCUGGAUGCAGGAGGUGCAGAGCAGAGGCCACGGCACCAGGAGGCGGGUGGUGCUGAGCCUGCUGGAGCAGCUGGAGGAGCUGCUCGCCCUGGGGCUGCGCACGGACGAGGGUGUCACACCUGAGCGCUGGGGGCACGUGUCACCCCAGCUCAGCCUGGAGGCUGUGUUUGGGAUGCUGGGGGAGGCAAAGGAGCUGCAGGAGCAGGGCUGGCUGGUCCUGGACAGCAGGGGUCUGCGGUGCUCCUGGGAGGGUCUGGCCCUGCUGGACUCGCUGCUGCCCGGGCUGCUCUGCCAGCUGCAGCAGCACUGGGCUCUGCUGGCACCCCGAGCUGCACCAGCCCACGGGGCCCUGAGGAGCCCGGCGGGGGACAGGGAUGGUGGUGAGACCACAGAGCACAGUGGGCACCCAGGGGCUGUCAGCAGUGGGAAAUAAAUGAACUGUGCCCAGGUUGAAGGGCUGACUGGGAUGGGGGGGCUGCCCCAGCCCCCCCUGCUUGUGCAUGACUCUAGGGGCCUGGGGAGCAGAAACAUGCAUCCCUUCCUGUAUUUCUGUUGGCAAAGAAACUAAUCUGACUGGAAAAA
Molecule: messenger RNA, 1649 nt
Organism: Apus apus (common swift)
Lineage: Eukaryota; Metazoa; Chordata; Aves; Apodiformes; Apodidae
Gene: RSAD1
Product: radical S-adenosyl methionine domain containing 1
Exons: 9
Coding region: 10-1500 (496 amino acids)
Biological process (GO): porphyrin-containing compound biosynthetic process
Cellular component (GO): cytoplasm
Molecular function (GO): 4 iron, 4 sulfur cluster binding; coproporphyrinogen oxidase activity
Source: RefSeq, a predicted model, not a curated record